Molecule: messenger RNA, 987 nt
Organism: Striga asiatica
Lineage: Eukaryota; Viridiplantae; Streptophyta; Magnoliopsida; Lamiales; Orobanchaceae
Source: the annotation of a GenBank genome assembly
AUGACCUCACGUGACCUCACAACCUCAGGCGACCUCACGACCUCAGGGGACCUCACAACCUCAGGCUACCUCUCCGUCACGCCGUCUCUUCUGACCGACGCGACCUCGCCGUCACACCAUCUUCACGACCUCUACGUCACGCCAUCUUCACGACCUCGAGCUUCAGCACCGAAUGACAAUGCUAUCUCCAAUGGUAAGGGCCAAACAUCACUGUCAAAGAGUUUCUUUAGCACAAAGUCCAAGCAGAAGAAUUAUACUUCGCUCAAUGCUGUUACUUCAGUCGUUGAUGGUUUAAAAAUAUUGUACAAUGAGAAGCUAAAGCCUGUAGAAGCUACUUACCGGUUCAAUGAUUUUGUUUCUCCUUUUCUGACUAGUAGUGACUUUGAUGCAAAACCUAUGGUCAUGCUUUUGGGUCAAUACUCAACCGGGAAAACAACAUUUAUCAAGCACUUGCUCAAACCCAACUAUCCAGGUGCUCAUAUUGGACCCGAGCCAACUACUGACCGAUUUAUUGUUGUCAUGUCCGGGCCCGACGAAAGGAGUAUUCCUGGCAAUACAGUCGCAGUUCAGGCCAACUUGCCAUUCACUGGUUUGACUACUUUUGGUGGAUCGUUUUUGUCAAAGUUCGAGUGUUCGCAAAUGCCACAUCCCCUGCUCGAGCAUAUUACUCUUGUCGACACUCCUGGGGUUUUAUCCGGUGAAAAACAACGUACACAAAGAAGCUAUGAUUUCACAGGUGUCAUAUCAUGGUUUGCUGCAAAUCUCGAUAUUAGUGACGAGUUCAAGAAGGUGAUUUCGUCACUACGUGGUCAUGAUGACAAAAUAAGAGUUGUUUUGAACAAAGCUGAUCAAUUUAGGGAAGUUUUAAAUCGUUAUAACAUUGAUGAGUUUGAAAAUUUGAAGCCAAAAAUGAUUCAGGUUGUUGAUGACAUGCUUGGUGUUCAUAUUCCUGAGCUGUUGAAAAGCUUUAGGAACAUUUAUGAUUAG